UAAUUUACACUAUAUAAGUACGGCCACAGUGUUGUCCUCGUGCAGUCAUUUUUCUACAACCAGCCGUCGCAGACAACAGAAAUUUAUUAUUUUUUGUAUUGGAUUAUAUCUACGAUCAAGUUUUUCGGACAAGUACAACAGGAGAAUUCUGUGUCUUAAAUUGAACUGGCCACCCUGUAAAUUGGUUGUGACUAAAAACUGAAGGGGUCAUUGAACUACAUAAAUAAAAUCGUAUAAAGAUUAAAUCAAGCUUCAAGACAAUUAUUAUUGUACAUUGGACCAGUAAAGUUUUACAUUUUAAGCAUCCAUGAUUUCUUAAUGUAAUUUAUGUUAUACAUAUCCCAUUGACAAAAUGGUGGAUGAUUUAGACGAGCACAUAGAAAGCUAUUGCAAGCAAUGGCGCCACGUAAUUUUACUGUUAAUAAUGACUAGUACUCCCGGUAUUUUCAAUGCCAUGCAAAUAUCCUCGUAUGUAUUUAUAGUUGAUCGGCCAUCAUAUUGGUGUGACAUACCCGAAUUGCAAUUGGUGAGAUGGAACGAUAAUAUGAUACUAAAUGUCUCUGCACCUUCUCAGAAAAAACAUUCAGAUAAAAUUGAAGAAUGUACUUAUUACAAUCGGAGCUAUUCAGAAUUUGCCAAAAAAGGUUAUAACUGGUCAAUGCAGCAUUUAGACAAUGCUAGUCUGAUACCGUGCAAGUAUUUUAACUACAAUACCAAAGAGUCAGUGACAACCGAAUGGAAUUUGGUAUGCAAUAAUGAAGUUCUCAAAUCCAGUGUUCAAGCAGCUUUAGCGCUGGGAAAAUUUGUUGGCGGUUUUUUUUUCGGCUUACUUUCCGAUAAAUAUGGAAGGAAAUAUGCAUUUAAUAUAGCUGCUUUUAUUUAUAUUGUAUCAGGCCCAUCGGCCGCAUUGUUCAAUUCAUAUUCAUUAUUCUUAGCGGCUAGAUUUUUCAUAGGCAUUGCUGGGGCUGGAGUUUACCAAACCGCUUAUACAAUUUCGACUGAAUUAACAACUGGAAAAACGCGUACCUGGGUCUGCCUUUUGUUAAAUUUCUCUUAUCCUACGGGUUAUGUGUUGUUAGCAGUUACUGCUUAUUAUAUACGUCCGUGGAGAUCAUUACUUCUCGUUAUUUCUUUACCAUUGUUGUUUAUGAUUAUAAAUUGCUGGUAUCUCUCAGAGUCUCCCAAAUGGCUAAUGUCACAAGGAAAAAAGAAAUUAGCUUGGGCUACUAUGUCAAAGCUAAAUCCAUCAGCGACUUAUGCAGAAGCUGAAAUCAGCGUUUUACCUGAUGUUAAAAAUGAAAAGCUGAAAAUCGGUCGGGGAAUGUUUAAAGAAUGGCUUUCGACAUUCACGUCCAUGUUUUCUACGUGUGACAUGUGUGCUAAGACUACAAUUGCCUAUAUUUGUUCUUUUGUUGUUGGUCUAGCUUAUUAUGUAAUUGCAUUGAAUGGGGAUAAUUUUACGGCCAAUCGUUACAUUUAUGUCGCCUUAAACGGAAUAGUCGAAGGUAUAGCUUAUGUUGCUACUAUUCCUUUGUUACUCUACGUUGGACGUAAAUUAGCGACUUCAGGAUUAUUCUUUGCGUCAGGAAUAUUAUUGAUUGUUCUAUUGGUAAUACCGAAAGAAAAUACAGAUGUCAUAAUAACUUUGGCAUUAUUGGGAAAAUUCUGUGUUAGUGCUGUAUUUUCUAUUAGCUUACUUUAUAUAUCGGAAAUGUACCCAACGUCAAUUCGAAAUACUAGUCUCGGGACAUCACUGACUGUCGCUCAAAUCGGGGCUAUCGCAGCGCCAUAUGUAGUAGAAAUAUUGGGAGCACAAGCAUGGUACAUUCCGAGUACCGUCUGUGGGUUAUUAUCCAUUUUUGUUUCAAUUUUAAUUCUUUUAUUGCCUGAAACUAAAGGCACAAAAUUGCCUGAUACUUUAGACGAUAUGAAAAUUUCUAGUCCAGUUUCAUUUACCAAUUUUUGCAAAUUUUAACACACAUAAUUAACUAUGUGGUUUUAUUUUUAAGAGAAACUUAUUUUUUAUAUACAAGUUUUCUUAUAAACACCGUUGAUUUAUAUAUAUAUAUAUAUACCAAUGAUUAUCUAU
This is a messenger RNA of Adelges cooleyi (spruce gall adelgid), 2089 nucleotides long. RefSeq names its product organic cation transporter protein. The transcript is spliced from 12 exons. Lineage: Eukaryota; Metazoa; Arthropoda; Insecta; Hemiptera; Adelgidae. Gene Ontology annotation, molecular function: transmembrane transporter activity. The coding region runs from base 353 to 1975 and encodes 540 amino acids. The record is from RefSeq and is a predicted model, not a curated record. Gene Ontology annotation, biological process: transmembrane transport. Gene Ontology annotation, cellular component: membrane.